GUAACGAACGGGCCCACUGUGUCCUGACGUGUUGUUGUCUCUCCGCUGCCUCUCCAGGGCCCGACUACAUCAAGCAGCAGGGCAUGGAACCCCCCGUGGAGAUAAAGGAAGUACCGGUCGAAACCAAGGAAAAGAAAGAUUCCCCCCACUUCUACCGCAAGGGCACCACCCCCCCCCACUCCCCGGUGGUCAGCCCGGGGGGGCAGCGGCCCGCCCCUCGCCCCACAGCAAGAAGAAAGGCCACCAGCUGGCCACAGCACCGGCCACAGGAGCAGCAAGGAAGAGAAAACAUCCCGUAAGCCCAGCAAGGAAGAGAAGCCAAGUCGCAAGAUUAGCAAGGAUGAACGCCCCAGCAAGAAGUCAAGUAGAGAGGAGCGGCCGUCUGUCGCCGACCCGCCCAGAGCUCCGCCCCCGGCCCCCGCCCUGGCUCCUCCCCCUCCGCGGACAGGAGCAGGCCCCGCCCAAGCCCCCCAAGGCCCCGGAGCCCCCAGGCCCCGGGCCCCCGGCCGCCACCCCCACCCCCGGGGCCCCGGUCAACGGGCAGCUCCACACCGAGUACCACAGCUACUACGUCAAGCCCCCCACGCGGGCCCUGCCCCCCCCGGAGCGCGAGGAGGACUACGAGGAGGAGCCCAUCGAGCUGGCCCUGGCGCGCAUGCCCCCGCGCCCCAAGUCCUCCGGCGGGCCCCCCGCCCCCCGCCGCCCUCCCAGAUGGGGAGCAAGGGCGACGGCAAACUCAGGAAGCAGGAUUCCCUCAAACCAAAAAGCCUUGCGGACGCUAAGAAAGCCAGCGUGGAGAUCGCGGACGCGCUGACGGAGGAGAGCGGUCCCAACUCCAUCCUUGUUGCCAUGGUGAUGCUGUUGAACAUCGGGCUGGCGAUAGUAUUUGUCCAUUUCUGACAUGAUGAUGCGUACCUCAGCAAAACCAUGAAGACCGGGCAAGAUGCAUCGCACGCCUUUGAAAACUCGGAAACCGACGGCAGCAAGUCGGACUCUGGCCGCCAAAGGCACCUAGGACUCAGUGAGGAACGCUGGAGAACGAAAUACAAGGAGAAAGCCAUCUCUACACCCCCCUGUCAUGCCCCCCCCCCCCCCCCCCCCCCCCCACAGUGAUUUAGCCCUCCUUCGGGCCGGAUGAAGACGAGCUGAAGGGAGAAACAGAACAGAUAGAUAGAGAGCCAGGGAUAUGUACAGUAGACGCAAUCCUACAAAUGCCGUCAGGAAGAAAAAAAAAGCAAAGGUAAUUGAAGCCCUCAGAGUGUGCUGACCAAAGCACCGGUCUGGGCAUCAGGCCCCCCCCCCGGCCCCUGGCCCGCCCGGGGCCCCCACUCUCCCACUGCCCUGGCACAGAGAGCGCUGGGCGGGGCCCAAACUUUUUUCGCUGGAGAAGUGUGUGCGCGCGGAGAUGCACUUUCGCAUGACAGGAGUGAACAGCUGCCUUUCUAUUUUGCCAUCUGACGUUUUGAUUGGGGGUGAGGUCGGGGAGGGGGGAGGGUUGGGAGGGGGGGGGGGGGGGGGGGGGGUGGCGUUGCUGUCACAGCGCUCCGGCGCUCCGAGUCUCGCCACAGGAAACUGGACACGGCCGAGCGCGGCUAGCGGCAGAGAGGUGCUAGCGCGAUCGCUGGCCUGUCUUACUGUGUCUGUGUGUGUGUGUGUGUGUGUGUGUGUGUGUGUGUGUGUGUGUGUGCGUGUGCGUGUGUGUGUGUGUGUGUGUGUGUGUCUGUGUGUGUGCUUGUUUGCGCGUGUGACUGUGUGUGUGUGUUUGUGUGACCCUACUAUGUUGUUUGUGCUUCUUUAAAUUCACUGCCGCUUUCUUCCACCUCUCCCCCCCACCCCCUCCUGUAACCCAGGAUGGUACAGUCCGGCCCCGCCUCCUCACACAGCAGUUUGGUUUUCGGGUGCGCUGUCAGUUUGUCUCGUCUGUUUUGGUUUGUUUAUAAAAAAACAUGUCUGUGUAAUUUAUGGAGAGGCUUAUUCUUUCAUUGUUGUUCGCUGAACGUUGGUUAUCUGCAGGAAUUGACGUGUGGAUGAAAAGGUAAAAAAGGUCAAUAAUCGACAAUGAUUAAUAAAUUAGUUUGUUUUUCCUGUUUGGUAAAACGGGAAUAACUGAUUUAUUUAAUUUCUAGAAUAUGGGUGUAGGCCUAAGUCAAUAGUUGCAUAUUAAUAUUUAAAAAGUGCAAUAUGUUUUAUUUUUUUAAGGUUUAUCGUAUACAACGCCAAAUGGCAGUUUGUUGUACAUUGUAUAAAAAAAUAUUAUGUCUCAUUUAUUUUUUAAUACUGCAUUCAAAGAGCGUGAUUGUAAUUUACUUGAUGUGGAUAAAGAGCGUUGAUUGACAGCUGGUGUUGAGAUCAGGGGUUGAAACCUACUAUCAGCCCGGCUAGCUCUGCCAAAA
This is a messenger RNA of Gadus macrocephalus (Pacific cod), 2393 nucleotides long. RefSeq names its product junctophilin 1a (gene jph1a). NCBI's taxonomy places the organism in Eukaryota, Metazoa, Chordata, Actinopteri, Gadiformes, Gadidae. The transcript has 3 exons. The record is from RefSeq and is a predicted model, not a curated record. Bases 341 to 814 code for a protein of 157 amino acids.